Molecule: messenger RNA, 2721 nt
Organism: Caenorhabditis auriculariae
Lineage: Eukaryota; Metazoa; Nematoda; Chromadorea; Rhabditida; Rhabditidae
Source: the annotation of a GenBank genome assembly
AUGCUUCGACAGGGCUCCGGUGCGCUUCAACUUGUUGCAUCAAACUUGGUGAAUGCCGAGCAACAGAGAGGGUUCGCUACAUUGAAGGUUAAUGACGGUUUAUAGCCAUUGAAACUCAUUGAAUUCGUUUGAAGGAUAUCUCCAUCCGUCUGAAGUCCGUGAAGAACAUCCAAAAAAUCACCAAAUCUAUGAAAAUGGUUGCCGCGGCAAAGUACGCCAAAGCAGAACGAGAGUUGAAGGUAUAUCACUUCUUAUUAUUAGUUUUCUAAAAAUUGAAUGCCCUAUCUUAUACUUUAAAAAAAAAACCGCGCACAGGCCUGCCCCGACGGUCCCCGCGGGCGUAACUAUUUUCCAGUUUCUGUUUAUGUUUCCAAGGUUAAAUGAUCUAAUUUUUUAGCGAUAAGAAUUUUUCGAUCAGUGAAUCCAUGAUUCAAAAUUUGAAAAACAUCUUCACAAAAAGCACAAAAAAAAAAUGCAAACUAUGAUAAAACGAACAUAGUUUGGCUAAAAUUGAAAAUUAUAGGGUGCUCGGGCUUACGGUGUAGGAGCCAAGGCUUUCUUCGAUAACAUCAACCCACAAGGCGACGAAGAAGUCGCUGGAAAGCCAGCCGAUGAGAAAAAAAAGCAUCUCGUAGUCUGCAUCACUUCUGAUCGUGGACUUUGUGGAGCUGUUCACACUUCGAUCGCCAAGGUAAUUAACUUCAUUUUCAAUUACUGUUAUUUUUUUGUAGGAAGCGAAAAAUAUGAUCUCCAAGGCUGCUCCCAAUGAGGAUAUUCGCGUUGUUUGCAUCGGGGACAAGUCUCGCGCCGUUCUUCAACGCUUGCACGGUUUUCCUUUAGUUCAAUGAGUAUUUUCUUUGUUAGGUUGUAUAAUUUCAAUGCAGCUAAACUAAGAAGAAUGAAAAAAUAAGCUGUUUCUCUUUUUUUUCCAGCAUUAAACAGUGUAAAUCAGUUUCAUAAGUUGCUGGAAAUCGCAGAAUUCUUGUAUAAACUUUUAUCAGAGUUCUCUUACCAGGUAACGUUUUUUAACCCCCGGUUGAACUUUUGCUGAAACUUUGCUGAAGUGUACUUUAGGACCCCUUGAUUGCAGAUCAAGAAAAAAAUUUCUCGCAAUAGAUCUUGUUUCCGAGUUAUGGAGCUUCAAAGUGUGCAAAAUACGCAAAUUAGGCCAAAAAAGCGCUAUUUCGGGUUUUUGAAGUGUCCUAACUCGAAAACGAGAUCUAUUGCGAGAAAAUUUUUUUCUGUUCUGGAAUCAGGGGGCCGUAAAGAACACUUCCGCAAAGUUUCAGCAAAAUCGGGGGGUAAAAAACGCUCCCUAGUUAGAUCAACCAAUCAAUAUUCCUUUUUUCUUCAUAAAAGUAUUCGACUAGACGGUGAACGAGGACUUUUUAAGCAUCAGCAAUAUUUGAGAGAUUUUGAAAGAGUUUAAACGCGUAAGUUUUGUUUCUUGAAAAAUAGAUGACUUUGGGGACAAAAAUCAACAAAAAAAUGGUUCCCAAAUUUUCUUCGCUCACGAUAUUUUUAAACAUUUUUCACCUCGUUGUACAACCUUUUUUUGUGGCAGACAUUUUCUUCAUAUAUUUAUUUUUCCCUUUUAAAAUUUCUAUUUUUGAAGAUUAUUCGUACAAAAAAAAAAGUAAAAUACUGAUAAAAUCCAGAUAUCAAAUAUUCGGCUAAUUUUUAAUGUAACGGGAAAUCUCUUAAAUCAUUGAAACGUUUGAAAUCGAUCCUAUUAAAUUUUGAAAAAUUUCAUGGUUUCUGAAUCGUAAUUAAUUUACGUUUUCAGAUCGAAAAUUUUUUUUAAUCCUAUGGAAUCAUGCGUGUUUAGGCAAGUACAUCAUCCUUUCUGCCAACGAAAUCGGCCGUCAGCCUCCAACUUUCGCUGACGCUUCUAUUGCUGCGAAGGCUAUUCUUGAUGCAGGAUUCGACUUUGAACAAGUUUACUUUUCUUUUUUUUUUUAGUUAUUUGAUAACUUUCCAGGGAACGAUCCUGUACAAUCGGUUCAAGUCGGUUGUUUCGUACGAGACCUCUAAGCUUCAAAUUCUCCCUCUCGAGGUGAAUAAUAGUUUUGGAUUAAAUCUGAAUUAAUUUUUCAGGCUAUCAAAACGAAAGAGGCUCUUUCAACUUAUGACUCGGUAGAUGACGACGUCUUGCAGUCCUACGCUGAAUAUUCUCUAGCUCAACUCAUCUAUUACGCCAUGAAGGAGUCGGCGACCUCAGAACAAAGCUCGCGAAUGACUGCUAUGGAUGGAGCCUCGAAGAACGCUGGUAUGCUCUUUUUGUGCAUUUUUUGUUUUCAAGCCAGUACAUUCCCGGGAAACAUCAGGACGUGAAACAAAAAAUUUCAAUCUUCAAUCAUUUUUCCGAGAUUAUUCGUUUUUAAAAAAAAAACUAGAAACUUUCCCGAAGAAGCAAAAUAUCUCUCAAAAGGUCAAGUUACUUCCUUAAAACCUCUCACUACUUUUCGACUAUAACUGCAACUAGAUUUCAGAACGAAAAAAUUAGUAAAUAAAUCAGCUCUCGAUCUUGGAAGAGCUUGAUUCAAAAAAAAAAAUCUUUUUCAAUGUUUCCAUGAGUUUAUCGUUUCGUUUUUAACAUGUAAACGGUGAACUUUUCCAGGAGAAAUGAUCGACAAGUUGACCUUGGCUUUCAACCGUACCCGUCAAGCAGUGAUUACCCGCGAACUUAUCGAAAUCAUCUCUGGAGCUGCCUGUGUUUAG